AUGGUGGUAGGUAAACAGUUAUCCGGUGGUACUACAAAAUUAGGGGUGGAAUUUCUGUUCAUCUGGGCGAGACUAAAAGUACCUAUUACCUUGGUAGAACAACAGCUUUCGCUUGGAGACGUAAUUGUUUCGUCACAGCUAUGCGAUGCUGGUGGUACCACUCUACGAGUGAAAUACGUCUACGCUGUCUCGGUGACGCUGGAUAUCAACAAGGUAUUGGUCAGACACUUGGUGUUAGUCAAGCAACGGUAUCUCGGACUGUGGAUCAAGUUUCCAACUACCAAAUUCCCGACAGCGAUUGGUGUAAUUGAUUGUACACAUAUAGGAAUCCUGAAACCAAAUCGCCAAGGAGAUGAGUAUAUCAACCGAAAAGGGAAACCUACUUUAAAUGUGCAAGCCACUUGUGAUGCCAGAGAGAUGUUCACAAGUGUUGAUGUCAGUUGGCCUGGAUCAGUGCAUGAUUCCAGAAUAUGGAGAAAUUCACUGACUAGAUCACAACUAAUAAAUAAAGCAAAUGUUGUACGACUUGGCGAUGACGGUAAUGGUAUUGAGCCAUGCCUUAUGACUCCCUUCAGAAAUCCUACUCCAGGUGCAGAAAUAAAUUAUAAUAAGCUUUUAAAACAAGAAAGAGUUAUAAUUGAACGCUGUUUCGACCAACUGAAACGCCGGUUUCCUAUCCAACAAACGCAGCACUCCUCCGAGGGGCAGCAGCCAUCUUCUGGACCAUUCGUAAGCAUUAUCAAUGUCGCGUUGAAGGAUAUCAUCAUAGGCACUGGAUAUAUUGUGUCGUUAGCAUACAAGGAGCAAGUGGAAGAUAUGACACAAGGAAGAUCCGAUGUGUAUAUGGGAAACAGCAAAGGUCCCAAGAAGAAACCCUGGGGAACGCCGCUAGUGAACGCCCUACUGGUUGACAAUGAACUCUUUGUUAAUUUGUAUGGGAGAGAUGCACCUAUAACGCAGCACUUGUCCGAGGGGCAGCAGCCAUCUUCUGGACCAUUCGUAAACAUUAUCAAAGUCGCGCUGGAGGAUAUCAUCAUAGGCACUGGAGAUAUUGUGUCGUUAGAAUACAAGGAGCAGGUGGAAGAUAUGACACAAGGAAGAUUCGAUGUAACGCAGCACUUGUCCGAGGGGCAGCAGCCAUCUUCUGGACCAUUCGUAAUCAUUAUCAAUGUCGCGUUGAAGGAUAUCAUCAUAGGCACUGGAGAUAUUGUGUCGUUAGCAUACAAGGAGCAAGUGGAAGAUAUGACACGAGGAAGAUCCGAUAUGUAUAAGGGAAACAGGAAAGGUCCCAAGACGGAACGCUGGGGAAUACCGCUAGUCACCACCCUACUGUUUCUAAGUUGCAAUGUAGGUAUUCAACUUUCCUUGACGUUGCAAGUGGUUAUGGUUGAUACUUCAUCUGACGCGUCUGUGGAAGAAGCAGAAAAAAUGAGCGAAGACAAAGAAAUGCAACUAUUACUAGUUACUGAAGUACCAUUUUAUGCUCUACCGUUUAGGAGCUUUCAGGUACGACACUGUUAUGGCGAGGUCGUACGCCCCAUCGUCGUCAUCAAUAACGCGGUACUGUUAGAGCGUAUAUUAGGUCGCGAUCGAUUUAGGAGCAAAGGAUGGAGUGAUGAUGAUAGUUAUUAUCUUAAGUUAGGUGCAAGUCAUCCAUUUACCGCAUAUGCUGAAAAAUGCGACUUCUUUACCGUAGCCUGGGAAUAG
Molecule: messenger RNA, 1707 nt
Organism: Acanthoscelides obtectus
Lineage: Eukaryota; Metazoa; Arthropoda; Insecta; Coleoptera; Chrysomelidae
Source: the annotation of a GenBank genome assembly